CAUCAACACAUCCCUCUCCUCACUCUUGAGCCAUAGGUCUCAGGACGCGCCACGAAUCGACAAAGCAUAUAGCUUGUCGACGUAUUCACAACCUAUCCACAACGACGAGCGCUUUUUCCCUACAACACAGUAUAUCGUCAACAAUCUCAACCUCUUUCAUCAUGUCCAAUCACAGCGACAAGUCUUACACCGAGCAGCCAAUUAGCGAGCGUGCUCUUACCGGUCGUCGCAUCAGCUAUGCUCGUACUCAACCUGGCGAGCCUGAACCGUCCGCGGCCAACGCCGUCAUGCGUCGCCCGCUGCGAGUACCUCACGACACUCAGCAACCCCAUCCCCUCACAUCCUCAUCCCGAUCGGGGCCUAAUCCCUCGCCUUCCUCAGCACCUCAAGGCCUCCCUCAAAUGCCAGCGCACUCCCAUGCGCUGUGGCCGAACUUCGGUGCCCUUGACUCGCUUCCGGCGUCCUCUUCCCACGCCACUGGACUUUGCCACUCCGCAGGUCUUUCUCUGCCUGUUGCACAGUAUCCUUUACCAUCCCUGUCCAUGUUCGCCCAUGUAGUCCUUCCAAUUUCUCAAACGCCGCAGCCGUCACUGCAGCACGUCCCACCACGGCACCGAAGCAGCGCCUCGAGCGCGAGCUCAGUCGAGGUCCACGCGUAUCUCACCGACAUCUCCAGUAGCGAGGAGCACAAUACAGAUAGCGCAGAACGAACUCUGGCUGGAAGACCUGAUAGAGCUAUCGUCAGGGCUGUCAGUAAUGACCGCGCCGACAUCAGUGAAGGCAUGGGCAGCCGCGGUGGCGAUGAACUAGAGUAUGCUGAGGACGAUGAUGGGAUGUUGGUGCACGAGGACGACGCCGUGCAUGUGGGCGACGAAGAUGACGGCUCCCCCUUCAGCGGCUUCAGCGAAAACGUCGAUCAGCUUGACGACGACCAGUACGAGCCUCGCUCCACGGUGACCGACUUCGGGUCGACACUCUUCUUCCGCGACUUGGACGACCGGGAACGUUUCGCCUACAUGGAAGAUGAUCGCUUCCAACACGAUGUCGUUCUUUCCCCUCGUUCGUCGCCCGAACAGGAAGCACGCUCCUCGUACGCUAGGACAAGAUCACCGCCUACCUCGUCCAUCACAAACUAUCGCCGACACGCAGCUACGCCAGAUAAUGGUGACAGCAGCGCCGCAGAUGAGAUUCCUGUCCAUCGUUCUCCUCAAGAGGGUCCUCAACUCGAACAAGCGUCUUGGACGCCCACAAGUGCCACAAUAUCGAGCUCGGGGACCACCGCACAGCAAGAGCCAUUGGCCCCGCCCACUAUAAUACGUCCUUCCAUCCCCAACUUGCUCAACGCAGAGGAUAGGGAGGUCCCGAGACCUUGGGGACCCAGCGCAAUCACAGUUGACCAACAUGCAGAUCCAUACGCGACCGCGCCUCGCGAAGCUGAGAGGCUUGUUGACACAAGCCCGACGUAUCCUACCGCCACCGAUGCAAGAGGCCAAGGUGCGCAGACCCCAGCUGCAACCGUCUCAUACUCAAUCGACAAUUCCUCUCCGAUCCUGCUAGGUCCUGGUUCCCAGCUUUCGUUGAGACUGUCGAUCCAUUCACCUACUCCCCGGACAGAACCAGCUGUGCCAUCGGAGGAUUUCACUGGCGCGGCUGAGCAUGGCGCGCCCGAUCGUUCUUCGCCCUGGCCGUCAGACGCAGACCUUAGGGUAGCCGGCCCUUUUCUCGAGUUUAUUGCAUCUGCAAGGGCGACGGGUGUGUGGUCAUCUCCUGGAACAGGCAAUGGGCGUCUAUAUCCCGACACGGGCAACGUCCUAUCUCCUGGUGCCACUUCCGAGUCGGCAACGCUGACCGGCGGAACAAUCAACAUCGAUCUACCCAAGGUUGUCCCCUUCGCCACAGCGCCAGCUUCCGUGCUACAUGAUUCGACGCAAUUUGGGCAGCAGGGCCAGAGCCCUCGUCCACUUUUGGCUCAUCCACCUUCGCCUCAUCCGCCUUCGCCUCGUUCACGUUUACCUUCGCCACUUCCGUCGUCGUCGUCAGCCCCGGAACAAGAAACGCCCACUUCCCAGCCGUCACCCCCGUCAGACUAUGUCGGUUGGGUCGAUCUUUGGCGCGCAAAGGUGGACGUUGUGCAGCAGGCUGUAAUUGGCGAAUUUGAGGUUGAUGAGACCGGACAAAGUAACUCCUCCCCUGCCGAGCAUGCAGCAACCCUGCCUUCUACCACUGGCACAGCGGUAGCUCCACUCAAUGAAGGGUCAGGCGAAAAGGGAAAGAAGAAAGGUGUUGAUAAGAAGAAGAAGACCCCGCCCAGUAAGGCUCGGCAAGCCUUUGUGAACUCCAUCAAGUUGGGCGGCCCAUGGCUAUUGAACGCGGUGCGAACGGCCUGCAGACUGACUGGCGAGCUUUUCCCCGAAGAGGCCAUGGUACCAGAUGACGAUCUCCAUGCGGAACUUCAAGAGCGCUCGGAUGCGAGCCCGGAAAUCGUACAAGAUGGAAUUACGACCAGUCGCGGUCUCGAGGGAGAAGCGCGCGACCAGAGCGUAGACGAUUUUUCACACGCUGCGGACGAAGAGGGGCUUGAAUUUGAACAUCAGGGGGAUGGAGAACAGGGCGAUGAGUCGCGCUGUCCGAUUCCCUUUUUACUAUAUGUGGUCCCGCGCUCGGAAGACGAGACCGUGGAGGAGGCCCUUCAGAUAGGCCAGGGCGAGAUCCACGAACAAGUUCAAAGACUUUUCUUCGAUUCCUGGAAUCUCGCAAUCGCCACGGAUCGGAAUAAUCCACCCGUUGUUGACCCUCAGGGCCAAGCAGGACCCUCCACAUCCGCACAACCACCGGCACGGGGACCUAUGGAUCCCGUGUACCCCGCUCAGACCAGGGUCGUCCUCUUCGUGGCCUGCGAGAACGCGUACACCUUCACGGUCGCUGAGCUCGGCGACGACGAGUCGCCGCUCCGCGCACCCGACGGGAGCGAGGGGAACAACAAGAAGAAGGGUGCGAAGAAGGGCGGCAAAAAGGGCGGCAAGAAGGGCAACAAAAAGGACGGUCAGCAAGAUCAAGACCCGCUUGAGAUGCUGCCCAGACGCCGGUUCAACUCUCCCGGCGACGUCCCUGUCAACUACGGGGACUGGAAUGUUCCGACUCGUAGCACCGUCGAAGCGAGGGCGAUGGAGGCCGAAGGCAUACCGGAAGAGCUUCACGCAGAACCGACGAACAACAGCGGGCCGGCGCAGGUCGACGCGACGGCAGGCGAACGUGGAAUUGUCCGAGGUCGGCAGGAUGAAAAUCUCGGCGGCUGCAGUGCAGGUGCCGGCCAAGGGAGUGAACCCCGUGACGAGCGCCAGUCGAGCCAGGAGGGGCGGAGGCAGGACAGCGAGGACGAGGAGGAAAAGAAGAAAAAGAAGAAUGCCAAACCGCGCCCACCACUCCGGUCCCGGCGCGAGAUCCUCGAGGAACACCAGGAAUGGUUACCCAUCCGGUACGACGAUCGCACGCUGGGUCAGGACCUGCGUGUCAUUCUGGCGGAAGUGCACCUCAUCAUCAGACUGUCCUACUCACCUCUGGAUCCGGUGUUCGGCGCGCAGCUGCUCAUCCGCAAUCUCAACUCCACCGCAGCUGAGAUGGCGACCGCAGCUGAGAUGGUGCAGAACGCAGGCAAUGGCGCUCAAGGCAGAGUCACGCGCUCGAAAAGCCGGAAGCGUCAGCGCGCUGAGGGUGAGGACGAGGGCGGGAAUAACGCCGAACCCUCCAAGCCGACGAAGAAGCGCAAGACUGCGUCGGCCACAUCUUCGCAACAACCGCCGAGAACGUCCUCGACACAACCCCCCGCCCCUCGCGGCAGCAAGCGUCGCCGGGACGAAGCGACCGAGGACGCUGCACCUGCACCCAAGCGCACGCGGAGGGACGAAGAGGUUGCUGGUGAUGCUGACCAGCGGCCUUCUGCCCGCGCCUCUGCCGCGACCGGAAGUCGGCCUCCGAGGCUGAUACUGCCAGGACCGUCGGUCGACACGUACGCGAGCUUGAAUGAGUCACUUCGGGCCGCCCACGCGUUGCCAGUGGAUGCAUCUGUGUCCCAACCCGGGGCCUCUAUAUUCAGGCAGCCUCCAAGGUAUCCCAUAUAUCAUCCACCACCAGAGCAACCUAUUGCAGGACCGUCGCGUCUUCCUAUGGCAGGCCCGUCGCGCCCCUUCCGCAAGCGCCGUCGGGGAGACGAGACCGACGACGACGAAGACGACGACGACUAUGUCGAGGAAGGCGGCCCUGUAACCUGGGAGAGCGGGCGUCGCGCGAAGAAGCCCAAGAAGCAGUAGAAUGAAGUGUGUAAUUUGUGUUGCUGUACGGAUAUGCGUUGCUAUACGGACAGAUGAUAUUGCUUUUGGAUAGGACUCGCGGACUGCUGAUUCUCGUUUUCUGUUUCUUGUUUUACGGCUUCAUCUUCCUUCCAUACCUUAUUUCUGUGUAAUCGGACUACCUGACUUGGACUAACGGCUACUUGUACUAGUUAUACCCAUAUACUACAUAUACCCUAGUAAUUCCAUCUCCAUUCCCCGCAUGCU
This is a messenger RNA of Schizophyllum commune H4-8, 4553 nucleotides long. RefSeq lists its product as uncharacterized. Lineage: Eukaryota; Fungi; Basidiomycota; Agaricomycetes; Agaricales; Schizophyllaceae. The transcript is spliced from 6 exons. Bases 162 to 4307 code for a protein of 1381 amino acids. The record is from RefSeq and is a predicted model, not a curated record.